UUAAUUUAAUUAUUUAAUUUUUUACUGUAAAACAAUGUAUUUCUAUGUCUUUUUUAUAAAAUGUUACAUUCAAUCAAGAUGGAUAUUGUAUAUUUUGUUACAGGCAAGCAUCAGUUGAAAAGAAAAGGGCAUCAGCGAAAGACAGGCUUGCAAAGCAUAGGGAAAAAAUAUAUAGUAAUCCAGUGUUACUUGAGGAGUACAGAAGAAAGGAGAGAGAAAGGUAUCGGAAACGUAAAGAAAAUGGUAAAAUUAAGACUACUCAGGACCUCACAAGUAGACAGCAUGAGAGAAAAAAAAAAUGUGGAAGAAAAAUUCGGCAAAAUAUUACAGAAAAAAAAAGCAAGAGCAAGCACUUCUAGAUCUAACCCCAACAUCUUCAUUAAGUGAGACAGAAAAUUCCUUUGGAAAUGAAGAAAAUAACAGACAGGAACUAGACACAAAUAAUGAAAGUCUGAACAGAACACCAGCAAAAGAAAGUUUAGACCUGAAAGGGCCAAUUGAGGCAUCCACCCCCCAGAGAACACGGCCAGUCAUUAAAAAAAGAGAGCGGGCAUCAAGGACUGUGGCCAAAUUAAGAGCAAAACUAAGGUAUGUUGAAGAGAAACUUAGGGCAAAGAAAACACAACUGCUGACACUAAACAGAAAAAUUAGAAGGCUGGCGGCUAAUAGAACAAAAAGUGCAAUGCUACCAGCAAAUAUUUCACAGGGGGUCAGUAUCAGAGAGGCUAAAAAGGGACUGAUGAUCAAUAGCAGGCGCAAACAACUUGACAAGGUUGUGAGCAUGUUCCUACAUCGGGAUGAUGUCUCAACUAUCAUAAAUGGCAAGUCUGGAGAGAUUCGUCGCAAGGGACAAAUUUAUAGAAAAAGAGCACUCACAGACACCUUGGCAAAACUCCAUCAACGCUUCCUUGUUGAACAUCCUGAGCAAACAGUGUCCAAAGCUCAGUUCUUUAGAUUGAGGCCAUUUUGGAUUAUUAGGCCUAAAGUUAAAGACAGAGAGACGUGUGCAUGUAAAAUACAUGAGAACAUUGGCUUUAAAUUAAAAAGAAUGCAACAACUGGGUAUCACUGAAACAUCAAGCCCAGAGGAUCUUGUGCAGUCCAGUGUGUGUGACACUGGCAACAUGUCCUGCAUGUACAGCAGAUGUCAAAAAUGCAUAGAAAAGACCUUUCCCACAUCCUUAGAUCCUCUCACUCAGGGGAACACUGUCAUCUGGCAAGAGUGGGUCACAAGGUCUGUCACUGUAACAAAGACCCUCAAGGAUGGAUCUACAGAGGAAAGGCAGACAAAGAAAACGGUCCUCGAAAAACGUACCUCAUCCAUUGAGCGGUUGCUGGCCCUAACAACAGAACACCUUCCAGGUUUUGCCAUUCACAUGUUUAAUGUCAAGAAACCAAUAUUUGUCAUUGAAAGCAAUGAAAGAUACCCUGACAGAUGAUGCUGUUGCUGUGCAUGUGGAUUACAGCGAAAAUUACAGCUGCAAAUAUGCCAAAGAAAUCAAGGACACCCAUUUUGGAACUGGGAAUGAUCAGGUAACCCUCCA
This is a messenger RNA of Carassius carassius (crucian carp), 1543 nucleotides long. RefSeq lists its product as uncharacterized. The transcript is spliced from 2 exons. Lineage: Eukaryota; Metazoa; Chordata; Actinopteri; Cypriniformes; Cyprinidae. The record is from RefSeq and is a predicted model, not a curated record. The coding region runs from base 299 to 1438 and encodes 379 amino acids.